AAUCGAUGUAACCGUGGUACCACCAUCCUGCAAUCAAUCAUCCUCAUUAAAACUUGCUUUUAACACCACGACCCACGUCUCCUACUAUCCCUUAUUUGAUGGACCUUCCAUUUGCUCAGAGCUCCAAUGCUACACCUAUAAAUAUAACUAAUUGUUCUCGAUUCAGUCAUAUUCAUUAAUUCCUUCUUCUCAAACAAUUAGAAUCCUUAGAAAACCAGUCAGAUUCACCAGUCAUGGCUGCUUCCACGAUUCUGCUCGCUGAUUUGAUAUCGGACCACUGUCCCGAUACGAGCGAUUUGUCGUCCCUGAAGGCACCAAAAAGAUGUAAUUCUAGGGUUUCGUAUGAGAGGGGCACGAAGAUCAUCAACGCUGCUUCCUUCACGAUUGAGAGAGAAGACCACACCAUUGGCAACAUCGUCCGCAUGCAACUUCACGGCGACGAGAAUGUGUUAUUUGCUGGAUACCAACUGCCUCAUCCUCUCAAGUACAAGAUCAUAGUCAGGAUUCACACCACAAGCCAGUCUUCCCCGAUGCAAGCAUACAAUCAGACUAUCAAUGACCUUGACAAGGAGCUUGACUUUCUCAAGAGCCAGUUUGAGUUGUACUAGAUUGAAAGCUACAAUGAUAUUUGUGGAAGCUGAGUCUCCCCAGGCGAAGUUGCAUCUAGAGGUGUAGAGUUCAUUAACUGGUGGUUACCAUGGUUACUAAAUGACAUUUUUCUUCCUUUUUAGGUACUAACUAUUUUCCCAUUGAUUUGAAAAUAUAUAUGCCAGUUGCUUUGUCAACGCUCUGGAUAAGGAAAGAAAAAGAGAUUGCAAAUAUAUCUCACAGUGGCUUCCUGCAUAGCGUCUUAACAUAAAGACGACAUACGAUAGAGUUGUCUUUAGAAUAAGCGACCUUAACGCACAAACCUGAAGAAAUGCAUUUACCAUUUAUUGUGAAAAUUCAACAUUUUCCAGCCUCAAAAAGGUUAUGAUCAAAUAUUAUAGUGUCUCUGAGAUACAUGUAUCAGACGUGCAUAAAACUUUUUUCUUUCUUUUAUUACAACUCAAGAAUUAGAAGAUCAA
This is a messenger RNA of Raphanus sativus (radish), 1067 nucleotides long. Its product is annotated as DNA-directed RNA polymerases II, IV and V subunit 11-like. Bases 234 to 608 code for a protein of 124 amino acids. Gene Ontology annotation, biological process: transcription by RNA polymerase II. Gene Ontology annotation, molecular function: protein dimerization activity; DNA binding. NCBI's taxonomy places the organism in Eukaryota, Viridiplantae, Streptophyta, Magnoliopsida, Brassicales, Brassicaceae. The transcript is spliced from 5 exons. The record is from RefSeq and is a predicted model, not a curated record. Gene Ontology annotation, cellular component: RNA polymerase II, core complex.